Messenger RNA from Amorphotheca resinae ATCC 22711, 1291 nucleotides. Its product is annotated as glycoside hydrolase family 18 protein. Gene Ontology annotation, molecular function: chitinase activity. The record is from RefSeq and is a predicted model, not a curated record. NCBI's taxonomy places the organism in Eukaryota, Fungi, Ascomycota, Leotiomycetes, Helotiales, Amorphothecaceae. The transcript has 3 exons. Gene Ontology annotation, cellular component: extracellular region. The coding region runs from base 84 to 1073 and encodes 329 amino acids. Gene Ontology annotation, biological process: carbohydrate metabolic process.
AUCUGGCUGGUGUAUAUAAGCCAAGACGGGGAGGUAUUUCUUUCUUUCACUUGGCACAAUAGUUUGGCCAUCUAUAAGUUAUCAUGUAUACCUCAGUUUCUUUUCUAGCUGGUGUGCUCUCUAUAUUUCUUUCAGCUGUUCCUAUAUCAGCGUUUCAGCAAGCUGUCUACUGGGGACAAUCGGGGCAAACCAACCUCUCCCACUUCUGUUCCGAUUCCCAAGGCAUUGAUAUAAUUCCACUGGCCUUCCUCUCUCAAUUUGGCGGCUCAAACACGCCCGAUGGCGGGUUUGGUGGUUGCAGUAUCACAGAACCUUCCUCGGCCGCUUGCCAACAAGUCGCUCAAGAUGUCGAGUACUGCCAAUCUCAAAACAAAACCGUCCUACUGUCCCUCGGCGGCGCAGCCGGUAGCUAUGGACUAAGCAGUCAAUCCGAUGCCGAGGCGCUCGCCCAGAAUCUCUGGGCCACGUACGGACCUGUGCAGGAGUCCUAUAAUGGGUCGCGACCCCUAGGCACCACGGUCCUCGACGGCUUCGAUCUCGACAUUGAAAACAACGUCGGGUCGUACAACUAUGUAUUUCUCAUCUGGAAGCUGCGGGAGCUCUUCGCCACGGAUACCAGCCGGACGUACUACAUCUCUGGCGCGCCGCAGUGUGUGGUUCCUGACGCCAGCAUGGGCGACAUGAUUUUCAACUCGCCGUUCGAUUACUUGUUCGUGCAGUACUACAAUACGCCGACGUGUUCUGCGCGCGGGAAGAUCAGUGGGUACUCGUCAGCUAAUGGCCAGAAUCAGUACUUUACUUUCGAUGCGUGGAAGGAGGUCACGGGUGUGAAUUCGUCGCAAAGCACGGCAGCGAAGAUGUUUAUCGGCUUACCGGCUGCUCCAGGUGCUGCUUCUGAGUCGUAUUACUUGGAGCCGAAUGAAGCAUUGGAGUUGGUUAAUGAGUAUAAAAGCCACGAGGGCUUCGCGGGCGUCAUGCUAUGGGAUGCAGGCUCGAGUGAUUCGAAUGUUGUGAAUGGAUGCACUUAUAGUCAGCAGAUCAGCCGGAUUUUAACAAAAGGCGAGACUUGUUAAGGCGGUGGACAAGGAAUAUAUCAUCUAUGUUUUGAUAAACCCUUCUAGGUUGGAGGGAAGAAGUACUUGAAGUUUCUGGGAAGCAAGGAUAGUCUGUUCUGAGAUACCGGGACAGGAUCAAUGACAAUAUGUUGCACAUAUUCUUUUUCGUUAAGAUUCAUACGUAGGCCAUGAAAGAAUUGCCUUAGAAAGCUUUGGACAUGAGGGAAUCAGGGAGU